Chelonia mydas (Green sea turtle) is the source of this 3520-nucleotide messenger RNA. Its product is annotated as palmitoyltransferase ZDHHC3. The record is from RefSeq and is a predicted model, not a curated record. Gene Ontology annotation, molecular function: protein-cysteine S-palmitoyltransferase activity. Gene Ontology annotation, biological process: peptidyl-L-cysteine S-palmitoylation; protein targeting to membrane. NCBI's taxonomy places the organism in Eukaryota, Metazoa, Chordata, Testudines, Cheloniidae. The transcript is spliced from 9 exons. Gene Ontology annotation, cellular component: Golgi apparatus; endoplasmic reticulum. Bases 78 to 968 code for a protein of 296 amino acids.
UGGCCGUGCCCCGCCCCCAGCCGGCGGAGCCGCGGCUGUUGCUGCCCGCCCGCUGUGUCCGGGCCCCGGCGGCGGCCAUGGGGGUAGCGGGGCCGGGCCGCUGCGGGCGGGACCCGUGCGGGGCGCUCUGCCUGCUGCUCACCUACUUGAGCGUGGCCUACGCCGACUACGUCAUCCUCACCCACAUCCUGCUGCAGCCGGGCUUCCGGGGCAGCCUCUGGUGUCCGUUCCAUGCCGUGAUGUUUAACCUCAUUGUCCUUCUGUUGCUGGCCUGUCACACACGAGCUGUCUUUGCUGAUCCAGGCAUGGUCCCACUGCCCGAUACCGCUAUCGACUUCUCUGACCUGCGCGGCAACACGCCUCACAAGAACGAGCGGAGCAAUGAGGACUGGACGGUGUGUAACCGCUGUGAGACGUACCGCCCGCCACGGGCGCAUCACUGCCGCAUCUGCCACCGCUGCGUCCGCCGCAUGGAUCACCACUGCCCCUGGAUCAACAACUGCGUUGGCGAGUUAAACCAGAAAUACUUCAUCCAGUUCCUCUUCUACACUGGGCUGGCUAGUCUCUAUGCCAUGGGGCUGGUGUUAACCAUGUGGCUGUGGCCGGUAGACAGGAGCUUCCCUGGGAAGAUGGAAGGUGUGGCUGGAGGCUUCUCUAACAACCACGUCCAGAUGGCUCACUGCAUCGUCCUGCUGGUGGAGUCCAUCCUCUUUGGGGUCUUCGUUACCGUCAUCUUCUAUGACCAGGUGGUCUCUAUCAUCACGGACGAGACUCCGAUCGAGCAGCUGCGGAACCGGCUGCUGAAGGAGGCACGCCGGGAGGUGGCUCACACCCGGAAGCCGAAGAUCGCGCUGCUGCGGGAGGUGUUUGGACGGGGCUUUGUGAUCUGCUGGUUUUUCCCGUGUAACUGCAGCCCCCCAUCAGGCGGGGCCCCUGCCUACAGCUACCUGCCCAACUACGACGUGUGACCUCCAUAGCACCUCUGCAGAUGCUUCCUCUCCUGCCUCGGGGAGGGGACUUAUACUGCUGGUGGCUUUGCAGAACUUGCCACCAAACAGCUCAUUUAGGCCUGCCCUGCUGCUCCCCAGUGGCAGCCUGGGGCUAGGGUGCGGCUGCAGCGCCCGGCUCUGCUGGGUCUGCCGUGUCCAGCACUACGACUCCUCCUGGGACAUGGUGCCCCUGCGAAGCUGAGAUUGUGAGCAGUGGAGGGGCACUCUCCAGCCCUCUGCGCCAUACUCCCUGAAGCGCCUGGCUGCCCAGCGGUUCCUGGCGCCUGGGGCAGGGAGAGUGGUCACUUAGGCAAGGUGGGCCCCAUGCAUGACCUUUCUCCUGGAUCAGUGUUAGCGCCGGGGGGCUGCCCCCCAAGGUUGCAGUUUGACACCCCCCCCCGUCACGACUAUAUCUGGAUCCUAGUCCCCUCCCUGUGUCCGCCUCCCUGGAGCAGGGCACCCUGCCCCUGGCUGCCAGCAACUCACUGCCUGGGGAUGGAGCUGGUUGUUCUGUGCUCCUGGCCAGGGAGGGAUGGCACCCCUUGUACAUAGCCAUAUGUGGCAUUACCAGCGCGCUCGGCUCUGGGCACCUGGGGGGUGUGUGUGUGUGUCUGUCAGUUUGCGGUAGCUGAACUCGCUCAUGCCCAGGGAAAUCGGAGCUCCUGUUCUUGGCCCUGGCAGCCGCCUCUGCUGACUCGGAGCCCCUCCACGCUGUCCCCAGGGGGAUGGACCGCUCCAUAUCGUGGGGGUGGGGGAUAUGCACUGGCACCCCUCUCUGGUGGUUCCCUCCAUCCCAGCAGGCAGUGUUACUAUUUAUUAGGUGUAUUACGGUAGUGCCUAGGAGCCCAGGGGCUGUACAAACACAGAACAGAAAGAUGGUCUCUGCCCCAAGGAGUUCACAGUCUGAGACAGGAGAUGGUGCAGACAGAUGUGGGAGGCAGCAGCUAGAGCACUGGACUGGGGGAUCUGCGGUAGGUCACUUCCCUUUGGUGCCUCAGUUUCCUCCUCUGUAAAAUGGGCAUAAUGAUAGCAUAAUGAUAGCACCUCCCAUUGUAAAGCACGUGGAGAUCUGCUGAUGAGAAUUGCUAGACAAGAGCAAGGUGGUGUGAUAAGGACUGAGGCAGGGCAGCGGGACGGGCAAUGCUCUCUGCAUGCGAGCAGCAUAACCCAAGUGUUUUCUGCAGGCAUCACCCCAAAGGGGGUAUGAAGGAGGAUGAAGAGGGCGCGGUGCGGAUGUGUAUAGGGAGCUGCACCAAGGGGCUUGCUUGAAAAUGGAGCAAGUGGGCUCUGGAGGCUGGCAGCACGGGCUGAGAGGCGGGAGUGACUCCACAUCUCCAUAGCGUAUGGGAGAUGCCAGGUGGGUGGGGACAGGCUGGGAAGGGAAGAAGAGCCGCUUCUGUCUGCAGUGCUGGAGAAGGGGGUGCCAGGAAAGGGUGCCCAGCGCAGUGACAUGACUCCUCUCGAGGGAGCUGGCAUUGCCGUUCCCCACAGGAUGUUUGUGCUGCAGUGGCUGGGCCUGGUCUCCUCCCCUGAGGCUGCCUAGGGCAAGCGAGAGCAGGGUUCUUGGCUGCGGGAUGCCAUGGACCAAGUGGGGAGCCAGCCACAUGCCCAGAGGAGCUAUGCUGUGCGGCACGGCCCUGGAGCCGCCUCCCCCUUCCCUGGCCAACAGAGUGGUUCCUGGCUGACUGUGCGAGUGCCAGGGGUGUCGGAGUCUCUGCUGGCUGGGGCUGAUGUCUGAGCCCAGGAGCUGGCUGCAUGCUGCCCUGUGUGUCUGGCCCGGUGUCCUCUAUGCAAGGCCCCAGCAUGGCUACUGUAUCCCAAGGGCCUGGCCUGGCCUCCCCUCUUCCUGGGUGUCUCUUUGACACUGUUGUGUGGCAUACAGGGUGCCAGGGAGCAGAGGCCCUGCUGCCCUGGCAAUUGCUGGGGGCUGUUGCUGCCGCCCCUCAGUGGCGGCUCUGCCCAUGGCCCUGCGGGCGAUGAGGCUUUUCCAGGGGGUGCCCCUCUGCCCUGCUGCCUCGGUCUCCACUCCAGACUGCCCCGCCCCGUGGCACAGGCUGGGCUCAGGGCAGGGAGUUAGGGCCCUGCUGGGGGAAGGAAGGUCCCUGGCAAGAUGUGGGCAGGCCAGCCUGGCACUCAGGUGAGGGCAGGGCCUGUGGUGAAGCUUUGCCCAGCUCCCAGCUGUACCCCCAGGCUGGCCUGGCUUUCCCCAGAGCCCACCUCCUGGUGGGGCGCUGGUGACUCUCCUCAGGCCCUGAGCGCCGGGAGCUGCGGGCUGGGUGCACUUGGGCACCGUUGCUGGGGGCUUAGCGUGCGGUGACCUGCGCUGGCAUAACCGGCCCAGCCCGUGCUCCCCACAGGGCUGGAGUGGGGAGCCAGGGCCCUGCGGUGGGGGUGGUUGGUGGCGUAGCCUCUCUCCUGGCUGACCCACCAGCUCCCUCAGCAUGUUAGCGGGACACUGCCGGGUUCUGACAGCCCUUUGGCCUGACUCCUGCAAGCUGUGAAUAAACCCUGCCUGGGAACUGCUCAAGAUG